Molecule: messenger RNA, 384 nt
Organism: Schizophyllum commune H4-8
Lineage: Eukaryota; Fungi; Basidiomycota; Agaricomycetes; Agaricales; Schizophyllaceae
Exons: 4
Coding region: 1-384 (127 amino acids)
Source: RefSeq, a predicted model, not a curated record
AUGUUCUUCCUCACCACUCUCAUGGCUGCAUGCGCGCUCGGCGCGCAGGCGGUGCCCGUCGCCCCGCCGCCGGCGUCGACGAUCUACGUCCCGCACAUCUUGUCGCCGAACGCGACGACAGUAUGGACGACGGGGCAGAAGGUCAACAUCACUUGGGAUGCCUCGGACGCGCCGGCCGUCAUCAACAAUGAGGGGCUUGCGGUCCUCGGGCAUGGUGCUCCCUGCGAGACCUUGGCGGAGAAUUUCGACCUCCGCAAGGGCUGGGUCGAGGUGACCGUUCCCAGGGUCGAUCCAGCCAAAGACUAUACUAUCACCCUAUUCGGCAACUCGAGCAACAUCAGCGAGGAGUUCACCAUCAAGUUCGGCCGCUGGCACCCGUGGUAG